ACCAGGUCCUGAUCUUUCCCUGUCUCUCUGUUUUUUGCCUACUGACAGAGAUAGCAGACAAAGUUUACAACCUGUACAAUGGCUACACCAGUGGGAAGGAGCAGCAGAUGGCCUACAACACACUGAUGGAGAUCUCUCCACCGCUGCUUUAUCGGGUCCAACACCACUAUAACUCACACUAUGAAAAGUUUGGAGACUUUGUUUGGCGUAGUGAGGAUGAGCUGGGCCCCAGAAAAGCAAACCUGAUACUUCGCCGGGUGGAGAAGUUAAGUCACUACUGUCGCUCCCUCCUGCGCAGCACCCACAUCCAGAGUCGCACCGACACCAUGGCGUAUGUCUUCUGUCGGAGCGAGGAGGGGCGACCUCCCAGUAACAUCUGGCACGGCUCGCUCCACGAAAGUCGCACCACCUGCAUGGAGAAGCUGAUCUCUGUACAGCGCAACACAUACAGCAACACCAAACUCCGAUGAAACAGAAGUUUGGAAAUGACUGCUGUGUCGUCUGAUGCCCUGGACAAAACCCCCACCCCCCGAUCCGCAGCGUCUCUCAGUUGACUGGUGCGUUUUGAAAACCAGAGAAAGAACCUCAGAACUCACUGGACAUCACGGUAAUGCUACCCAAAAAACAUAUUUUUGUGUGGCCUACUUUUAUUAUGGGACAAGAAAAAAAAAAAAAAAGAGGUUCAAUGCAAAUAUGCCAGUGAUUGCACAUAUCAAUGACGAACCACAGUGUGAACUUGUAAAUAAUUAUUUGGCCAAGAGAAACUGCUUGGCUUGAGUACUUUGAAUGUAUUAUUGUAGUUCCUUUCUGGUGCUUUAACGCUUAUUUGGAACAGAAGGAGAAAAAAAAAGGUGGAGAAUCAAUAGUGUAACUUAUUUGCCUUUACUACCUUUAUUUAAAAGGUGAACUUUAACGUGUUGAAGCCAUUUUUGAAAGUAAGUAAAAACAAAAGGACUUGUUUUCAUGUUCACACCACAGGACACAGUCUCUGACGAACUCUGUAGUGAAACAAUAGAUUUAAUAGACCGGGUUGAAAAUAUAAUGUUUUUUUGUGGAAACAGGUCUGAGGGGAAUGUGCAAAGAGAGUGUGGGUGGUUUUCAAACCUCAUACUUAUUCAUGGACUUAAAGUUCUGUCUAGGAAUCGUCAGAUGUCAUCUUCUCUUUCCUGUUUUUAGCACUAAAUCAUGCAAAAUACAUUAUAAUAAAUAUAGUGCAGUAAAUAAUUUAAUUCCACUGGUUUCCCCAGAAACACACACACUCACACACCUUGAAAUAUUACAGCUUUAAAUAAGAUGGUAGCGUUUACUGCACUCCUGAAUAAUAUAAUAUAAUCAGAAGGUACAACUAGAAGUGUGUAGUAAUUUAAGAACCGAAAUCAUUCAGUUACAACGUGUUGUGCUUAAUUUAAAAACAUAAUAAAAUGUAUUUAUUUUGGAAUAAAUACAUUCUUUAUUUUAAAGUUUUUUUAAAAAUUUAAUUUUUUAAAUAUUAAUUAAUAUUUAAAAAAUAAAUAGACAGUGUUACACUUCCUUAAAAAUUGAUGCAAAGAACUCUCCUUAAACAAAACAAAUUUAAAUGUAUUUUCUUCUGAACCCCCUUUGCAAACCUAUAGACAAUGCUACAAAAAUGGGAAAAAAAAUCAUUAACUGUAAGAAUUUAUUUUUUUUACUUUCAUUCACUAUUCAAUAAAUAUUACAUCUGUUUAUUGUAAGAAAAUAAUAAACAAACAAGCUACACCCCCACCUGAGGGGCAGAUUAGCUCGACAACAGGCGCAAACCACCAGGAAACACAGAGUAUGACUUUGUCGUGCAGCAGUUGCAGCUGUCAGACGAGGUGCGUUCAGGUACCAUCAGAAACUUGAGAAGCCGACGAUUACGUUAACGUGUUGUACAGUUCAGGAAAAAAUGGUUUUUAAAUAAUAAAAAAAUGUUUUUAUUAUUUUUCCUUCAAUUUUCCAAGGCCCCCUUUUGCGCCCCCAGUGGGCCACCACAGUCACUAAAAUAGAAAGAAUCACUGACUUUUACCUGUGACCUUUGUUUUCCAGGCCGGUGUCAUGUCAUUUAAAAAGCCAUGGAUGUUGUUUAAAUAAAAAUCAACAAUGCCUUUUUGUCUAAAUAUUUUCAUCUCAUAUUGUACCAAUUGUAAUAUUAAAUUAUGACAUUGUAAAUUUGUAAUUGUAAAAGAAUGGACACAGGUAUAAUGUGGCUUUGAUUGUGUUUUUUUUCUGAAGAAUGUAAAAUAUUAAAAACAUGUAAAUACGAACAGGAAGAAAAAAACACUUUUCUUUCAGCUCUGCGGUGGAAUUAUUGUAUAAAAAAAUGACAAAAUUAUUUAGGUUUGCACUUGAACAGCUGCGGGACAUUUAUCUGAACCUAUUCGAACAUCACAAAUUCCAAAACAAUUUGAAUUCCUCCACAAAUAUAAUUCAUUCCAAAAUUGUUUACCACAUCUGCAGAUUGUUUCCUUAUGUAUUUAUGAGUGAUUGUGUUGUCGUCCCAAUUUUCUUGAAUGUUGUUGAUGGUUUUCCACAUGGUGGAUUUUUCCUUGGUUCACGUUGCCCAUCGUUUUUGCUUUAAAACACACAGCUUUGCAGUUUGCAUUUUGAGUGAAAUCCUAAAUCCCAUAAUUACACAUUUGCUUAUUAAAUAAUAUUAAAGACAUGUUAAUAUUGUUACAAAGGCUUAAAGUGUCAGUGCUAGAAAGUUGGAUUUUCAGGCGUCGUAAAUCUGAAGAACUCAUCAUCAACUCAUUGUGGUGUGUUCACAUCAUAUCAGUAGAAACCAAAGAAUGUGAUGCUGUUGCCUCAAAGCAUUAACACAUGUCAGGACACCCACAAA
This is a messenger RNA of Cynoglossus semilaevis (tongue sole), 2839 nucleotides long. Its product is annotated as astrotactin-2-like. Gene Ontology annotation, biological process: neuron migration; neuron cell-cell adhesion. The transcript is spliced from 2 exons. The record is from RefSeq and is a predicted model, not a curated record. NCBI's taxonomy places the organism in Eukaryota, Metazoa, Chordata, Actinopteri, Pleuronectiformes, Cynoglossidae. The coding region runs from base 108 to 470 and encodes 120 amino acids. Gene Ontology annotation, cellular component: membrane; endosome.